CCCCCCGCCUCCCCCUCCCACACGGUGACGGCUUGUGACCGGGGGGAGCUGCGACAGCGGGGCUCGGAUCUGCCGAUUGCAGACAACAACAGCGCUCCCUCGGUAGGAGGGGAAGGCCGAGCCCGCCAAAAGCCCGGCCGGCCGGCGGGCGCUGCCGCUGUGGAGGGGCGUUCGCCGUUGCCCGGACAACCAGGAGGAGCGGCGAGGGCGGACUAGGCCGGAGGCCUCGGAGCGGGUCGGCCUUUGCCAGCGGGGUGUUCGUGAAGGUCUACCCCGUCUCACUGGAAGCGCGGACCGCAGACGGUGGAUUCAGCAGUGAGGUUUCCAGGCAUGUGACAAGUGUUAUUCAGAAGAGAGUUUCUUGUGAGCUGGUUCCCAAAUCCUUUUUUAGCGCUGACAUCUGUUCGUUGGUGCUCUGCAAUGGAAGAUCUUCCCCGACAGCCGUCUCCACUAAAUGUGGGAGUAGAUCUGUAUGGAGCGGAUUCAGAGCUGCAAAAGAUGUUAAUUGAUGAGAGAAUGAGAUGUGAACAUCACAAGAACAACUAUCAAACACUGAAGGCUGAGCACACAAGGUUGCAGAAUGAAUACACAAGAUCCCAGAAUGAACUAACACGGAUGCUGACAGACAAACAAAGUACUCAGGAGAAAUUCCAACUACUUCUUGCUGAACUUCGUGGGGAAUUACUGGAUAAAACAAGGGAACAAGAGGAACUGAAAAUGCAGAUAGUAACACCUCAAAAACUGGAGUUAUUAAAAGCACAAAUACAACAAGAUCUUGAGGCACCUAUGAGGGAACGCUUCAGGAAACAAGAAGAGGAAGCCGAAAGAUACAGAGCUGAAUAUAAUAAAAUGCGAUAUGAAUACACGUUCCUAAAAUCAGAGAUUGAGCAUCAAAAGGAAGAGAAUGAACGAAUCCUGAGUGAGAAAGCGAUCAAAUUUGAAGCUGAGAUUGCUAGGUUGGAAGUUGACAAACAAGCUCUGCACGACCAGAUAAUGAGUAUUGACCCCUCAAGAGAUAGUAAACGCGUCGAAGCGCUCUUGAGGGAAAAAGCCCAACACUGUCAGAAAGUCAAGUGUCUGGAAUCUGAGGUGGCAGAGCUCCGGGCUCAGAGAGAGAAUUCCGGUGCACAAGCUGAGAGCGUGCAGAGAAUUCAACUGAGACAGUUGGCUGAAUUUCAAAGUGCCAUCAAAUCUUUGGAGGCAGAGAAGCAAUCGCUAAAAAUGCAUCUUGAGCGUUUGGAGAAGGAGCUGCAGCUGGUUCUUGAGCAGAACACACAGUUGACCACCAAGUUGCACAAAGCUGAGCGGGAAGUCAAUGCUUUGUCGGUCAAACUAGAAGAAUGUAAACAUGCCUAUAAGCUAGAAGUUACAAACGUCAAACUAGAUGCGGCGAGAUCCAAAGGGGAAGUUGAGAGAGAAAGAGAUAAGAUGCAAAGCCUAAUGAAUGGUUUAGAAUCAGAUAAUGAAAUUUUGAAGGCCAACAUUGAAAGACACAAAGAGCUUAUGGCAGCAAAAGAAAGAGAGCUGAUUCGGAAGGUUCAGGCGGCUAAAGAGGAAGAUUUCCAGAAACUUGCAGCGUUGCAGAGUGAAAAAUUGGAAAUAGAAAAUAAAAUGGCUGACCUGGAGAAGCUGAAGGCUGAACAGGAUAUAACGUGGCAGGCUGAAAAGGAUCAUUUGGGAGAGAAGAUGCAUGCCGUACUGUUAGAAGAGGAGGCAUCCAAGAGGGAGGUCCUCAACCUCAGGUCUAAGCUUCAACAGCACAUACAUCAGAUUGAAGAACUUGGGAACGCAAGGAAUGACAAUGAUGAACUAAGACAGCAAAUCGGUGAACUGCAGAUCCAGGUUAACACGGCGACACAGUCAGAAAAUGAUUCACUGGAGAACAAUAAAAAACUACGAGAAAUGCUUGACCGCUUAAAGGAGGAAGUUCGUAAUGGAAGAAGCCAAGCAGAGCGAGCACAGCAGGAAGCUGAGAAAGUGGUGGAAGAAAAGCGCAUAGAGUGGUUGGAAGAGAAGCAAAAGCUGCAGAAUCGUACCACGGAACUGGAGGAGAAGUACUGCCAGGCCAAAGAACGACUGCAACGUGCAGCCUUAGCUCAGAAGAAGAGGAAAACAUUGAAUGAAAGUAAACAGAAAAGAUUACAGGAAAAGGUACAGCUGCUGGAGGCAAAAAAAGAAGAGCUAGAGAUUGAGAAGCAUACAUAUAAACAAAAUGUUCCUUAUGAAAAUCAUGCCAGAGUUCAGAAAAGGUUAAAGGAUCUACAGCGUAGACACAAUGAAUUCCGAAGGCUUAUUCUGGGAGCAAACCUUUCAUCUACUGGUCUGGGUAAUACAAUCAAUUUUCUACCACCUACCGUGAUGCAAGGCAUUGAAACAACAUUCGGAAACAUUCAGGAAGAACAACAUCAGAACGAGCUGCAUCUGAUACGCAAACGACUAGAGGAACUGGAGACGAAUCAAAAACAGCAACUCCAGGAGCUUGGUGCUCUCGACUGAACUCAUGUUUACAGAUGUGGGAAUGGCAUUUUUGAGUCAUAAAGAACAAAUAAUUAUCAUUUAUUUGAUACUAGUUAUUGCACAAGUUGAUUUUUGAAUAUAGUACGUGUGGGGAAAUGUAUGUGAAACUGGUUUACAUAAUGCAACGUACUAUCUCAAGUCCUUACACAUAACGUAUUGUGCCUUUUGAAGAGUUGGGAUUUGAUAGUGUGGACAGGGUAGCAUGCGGUUCAGCUGAACUGAACAUUAUAACACGAUACCGAGCUAAUAAAUAAUCCGGAUUUAUUCCUCGCUUAUCUACAUUACACACACUACUCUACAGGUAUGGUUUCGUGAUGAAGCCAAUCUUCUGUCUCUAUAUUUGAGGAAGUUCAAGAAAUUGUAAUAUUGGCUAUGUUACGGUAUAAUAGCACGUGCUUUUUGAGUUGUGUCUUGAAUUUUAUGAUAAGAAAGUUCAGAAAACACCUGACAACAGGAAUGUCAUUGGUAUUCCCUUGCAGUCUGGGUGUGUUGGUUCCUUAAUCUACACACACACCCAGUUCAGAGACUGGCUACUCAGCGUUAUCCUAACUUCAGUACUUGCAUCCAGAUGGCACUGUGCAAGAAUGAUCUGAGGUGAUCAAUUGUGUAACUGUUUUGGGAUAUUUAUAAGAUCAUAAGUGAUAGGAGUGGAAUUAGGCCAUUCAGCCCAUUGAGUCUACUCCGCCAUUCAAUUAUGGCUGACCUAUCUAUCUCUCCCUCCCAACCCCAUUCUCUUGCCUUCUCCCCAUAACCUCUGACACCCAUAUUACCAGUAGGAAACAUGUCCUUACAAGAAUAACACGAAAAUAAUGGGAACCAGUUUGAGAAUUGAGCCUUGGAACAGAGUAUUGCCACUCCAUGCCAGGAACUAGGUUUUCUGAAGAACAUCAUACAAAAGAAAAUGAUUGCAAGAGAUAAAGAUUUAAAUUGUGGAUCUGCCUAUGUUUGACCCGUGUGAAAUGGGGUGUGUAGGGCAGAAUAGCCUCACCCUGUUCAUAAUGUUCCUUUGCCAUGAUUUAUGCUUCCCUUGAUCUCGUGCAAAUCUUAACUCAAUUCCUCUUUAUGUAUUAAGUUGUGGUUAACCUGCCUUUCCUGAAUUUGAUUUGUCUUAAGAAAUAUAUUCUGUGCAUUUUCUUGAGCAAAAAGUUUUUAAAAAAACACCCAUUUAAGUAAUAAUACAGAAAGAGAAAGGACAAAUGAGGUUUUCAAGUCUAAAAUGAGGCUGUUUCAAUGGGUGGAGGGAGUUGAGGGGACAAAACUUGACAUUUCAACCAGGAUGGUAACCACAUGGUUUAUGUGAGCUUGCUGAUAAAAUGAAACCACAUUUCUAAUUCUGGAGUAAAACCAACUUCCUUCUGCAAUGAAGUGUCACCACAACACCAUAGCAGCAGUGCAGUGGUAGAUCUGUGAAUGUACUGGAGCAGAAAAUUGAAGCUCAAAACGCAAUCUCAUAAUCCCAGCAACAUGCCAGAAAACAUCUUUGCAUCAUUUAUUUUACUUUGUGCAAUUUAUGAAUUUAAAAAAUAUACAGUUUGUCCAGAAUGGCAUAAAAGGUUUAUUCUGAAAUGUACUAUAGGUUUAAGUGCAGGAACAAUCUUGUGUUAUUCAGCUUUCUUUAUUUUUUUUCAUAACAACAGAAUUGUGUGUCUGCUAAUAACUGCAGUAAUUUGAUUUGAAGCACACACUGCAAUUCAAGAACUUGGUGUUAGCCCUUAGCACGGAGAGCUCUCACCAAGAUGGUAUUUGUUUUAUCACAAUUUCUUGUUUUAUUUAUUUUUAAUUGUUUCCAAUUGAUCAAGGGAUAUCUAAUUUAUAAUAAACUCCAUUAAGAUAUUUAACAUGUUUUUCUCAUUCAUGAUGUUUACUUUCUUGGUCUUUUAAGUGAUUACUGGUUGGUUGAAUGUUUUUGUACAAUUCCUUUUUAAUUAAUUGAUGUACCGACAAGUACAAUGGGUUUGGAAAGUUUUUAUCGAUGAUACCAAAUAAACAUUUUGCCUGA
This is a messenger RNA of Leucoraja erinaceus (little skate), 4516 nucleotides long. It is a transcript of the gene cep83, whose product is annotated as centrosomal protein 83. The coding region runs from base 421 to 2496 and encodes 691 amino acids. NCBI's taxonomy places the organism in Eukaryota, Metazoa, Chordata, Chondrichthyes, Rajiformes, Rajidae. Gene Ontology annotation, cellular component: centrosome. The transcript has 16 exons. The record is from RefSeq and is a predicted model, not a curated record.